UAUAAAACGUACUUAGUAAAAUCAUUUAAAGUGAUUCUGUCAUUGCUAUUUGUUUUACAGUUUUCUGUGCAAUGUACUGAACAAUGUCACAAUACCAGUAUCUGUAUUAUGGAACAUCAGUCCCCUCCCCCACGUCUGACACUUUGUUUAAAGUUUCAUUUUUAGUUACAAGGUUACUUCAAUGUAGUGAAGUAGGCUUAGAUUUUACUAAUGCUUAUGCAAUUUUAGCUGGGUAAAUUCCCCAGUGGGGCACUUUUCAUUAUUGAUUCUUUUCAGAUUUGUGUUUUUUACCAAGAACGACUUUUCUUACAAUAUAUAUACAUAUAAAGCAUUCACAAAUAACAUGUUUCUAAUGGUAAAUAUACAUAUUUCAUCGUCUCUUCUGAAGUUGUUAUUAUUAAUUUAAUUUUAAUUGUCCUAGUGCGGCAUUCUCAUUAUAUUCAUUUUUUACAAAUAUCAUCAAUGCUUCUAUUUUUUAUAAAUAUCUCAGCAGAAUAUUGUUGGGGAGAUACCAUAGAAAACAAAUAAAGACUUUUUUGUACUUCAUUGGGUGAAUAGUCCUUUAAAACCUAAGUGGGGUUGGCUUACGGUCAGAUAAGCAAUCCACAGGCUGAUGGAUAUGCCUGAUAGCAACCACACGCACACGUCAACACAAUGGGCACUAAGGCUCAACAGGCCACAACAUCCCAAUCCCCUCCUCAGUGCUCUACUUAUGCUCCCCUGAAACCACACCACCAUGCACAGGGCCUUCACAAGUUUGCAGGAGACAGAGACAGUAAACAUGAAAGCAGGAGGGAGGAAGUCAGAUUGAAGAAGGUUGAACCACAGCCGGCGCCAAGACUUGAUGAAGCCGGCGUGAAGGUGCACAGACUGAAACAACACAAGGCGUGUGCGUGUGAGAGAGGGAGGUUGGUAGUAAAGCAUGCGAUCUCUGCUGAAGGUGUGUCGUAGCAGGGUCAGCACCAGAAACUGUGGGAACCCCCUGUUUUGACACGUCUAACUGCAUUAAACCUGCGAGGUUUGCAGAAGCAAGACCACCCUCCGAUUUACAGUCAACCCCACUACGUUCAACACCUCUCAUUUAAAGAGCGAAGAGGCAGAGGUAAGGGAGAGCGCGAGAGUGAAAAGAGGAAGCUGUUACGAUCUAGAACUUCUCUGUUUUGGUUAAACAAAUAAUGUUGCACCUGGAGGGACAUUUCCUACUUGGACUGGCAGCAUCUGAGAGAUGACUGGAGCUAUUCUGAGCACUUCCAUCAUGAAGCCUCAUCACUGCUGGCUCGUCCUUCAUGUGUCCAUCUUGGCAGCGCUGCCUCUCCCUUUAAACGCUGACGGUGAAGAUUCAAAAUGUGAAACAGAACUUAAAGUAUGGCGUCACACAGUUUAUGAGGCCAGCGUUGGACAAGAGCUCACAAUUAACUGCCCAUUAACUUUCUGCAACAAUUCACCACCAACAGUGUUCUGGCAUAAACAAGGGGAAACUGCUGUCUCUGCCCCUAUUAAUGUCAGCAGUGACAACCACAUUAAAACAACCUGGAGAAUAACAAGCAAAAAUGAAGGGAUUUCAUCUUUGGUCUUCAAACACAUUGUCAGUAGUGAUUCAGGACAGUAUCGGUGUCACAGUGAAGGCAGUGUGAGUCAUGGCAUCAACGUCUCUGUUUAUGAGAACGGAGAGCUGCCCACUGCUGCAUGGAACGACGGCAUGUAUGUUUGGAUGUACGUUUACUUUUCUGCUGGGAUUGCAGUAUUUGUCAUUAUAGUCAUCAUUAUAUCUGUGAUAUCAAUGCGAGGCUGUAAAGGGAAAUCAAAGCAAAAGACACACACUGAUAAUCAGUACAUGGAAAUCCCGAUGUUGGAGCGACCCUCCUCACAGGCCUCACCCAGGGGAAGCCCCCUGGCCCCGCUGCCUCGGAGGUCAACUCGAAGAAAGUCACAGGAGGAUCAGCCCAGCGGUCUGACAACACCACGAGACAAUCGGCAUGUUUACAGCCACAACAGGGAGGACGGGCAGAGACAGGUGACUGUGGAGGGGGAAGAGCAAGCCUCUGUGGUCUAUGCUGCUCUCAACCAUCAGCUGCCACCGGGGACCGCUGCCCGUCCCCCGAGGCUUCACGUGGAGGAGGCGUGUUCAGAGUACGCAGCCAUUCGUGUGUCCUAGCGGAGUGGACCUUGGACUAAAUCACCAAAACCUGGGGCCGUAACAGUACGUGGAGUACCACAGACUCUGGACCUGGAUAAUGGAAAUUCAACUCACACUAGUAGUAAAGGUGAUCAGUUCACAGUGGAACAGUCUGGAGGUCUAGUUAAAAGUGAACCUAAAAGCAACCUUCUCACAGCAGGGAGUGCAGAUCAAGAAAAGUCGUUUGUUUUAUGCUUGUUUACUUCUAUGGUCUUGAUCCAGUCUACCUGACAAGAGUUUUCUCAAAAGACCUCAAAUAAAUGAUCACCUUCACCAACUAUCCUGACUUUAACUUCCUACACACUUGCAGGGGUUACACUCGAGUGACCUCAGCUAAUGAAACAAACCUACAACUACAUCACUCAGUCUGGAUUCUGAUAAAAGCAACAUGUACCUGUCUGAGGGUGACUGAAAGCAAAAGAACUAAAGACAGGAAGUGAAACUGGGAGGUGAGACCAUUUUACCACCAACGCACAUAGAUUUUUUAAUUUGAACUGUACUGGAUCCCCCUUGUUACUGAGUUUGACUUCUCCUAAGGAUCUGAGUUUAUUAUUAGGAUCUAUUUCACUGACACGUUAAUUAGUCUGUUCAAGUGUAUGCAGGGCUUCUUAUGUGUCUUAUAACUGGAUAAUGGUUAAAAUAAUUGCAUUCACAAGCAUGUCAUUGUGAAUAUUCUAAGUCUAAAAGCUUAUUUAGCAUCAGGGCCAUCCACACAUCACCGUGAAACUGGUUUAAACUAAGUUGCAAUAUUGUAAUUGUUAAAGAAUGUGCAUAUUUAUCACCCACUGUUAACAAACUGUGUUUCACAGUAUUACUGGUACCUUAAAUGAAAUCAUUAACACAAACUAAUUACACAAAUAGUGAAUAUUUGCACAUAGCUGUAUUUUGUGUGAAAUUAAUAACAUUAAAAGUGUAAAUCUCUAUCUUACCUGAUAAUAUGAUAUCCCUGCAGAAUAUCAUAUUAUAGUGGUUUGUGAUUGCUAGAGUUACAUACAUGUAAUGUUGAGAGUGACACAUUUGAUGAUGCUCCAUGUGUACAGGUGUCCAUGUACAUCUUACAUUCGGGCACUGUAUUUGACUUAGAUUAAUGCAGGUGGAGAAAUAGUUUAAAUUUGGUUACAAAGUUUACAGGCGCUCAGGAAACCUUCCUUUAACACAUUUGUUCUGAUUGUAUCUACAGUUAUUAUAGAUUUGCUUGAGAGCUUGUUUUGAAUGUUUUGUAUACCACUCCUUCUGUACGUUAUAGCCAAGACUUGAAUUUGCAUCACAUUAACAGUAAGGGGUGUUUUCUUGUGUGCUGAGGUAAAGACAAUAUAGGAGGUGAAUCAUGAUGAAUGAAAAUGAAUGAAAAUGUGCAAUCAAAUAAUAUAAUGUGUACAAAUAACUGUUUGAUUGAAAUCAAGAUUGUAUGAUUUAUCACUAGUGCAUCUGAUUGAAGCUAUUUUAUUCCUAUAAAGGAAAAUAUACUGUAAAACAGAA
Messenger RNA from Betta splendens (Siamese fighting fish), 3655 nucleotides. RefSeq names its product B- and T-lymphocyte attenuator-like. Gene Ontology annotation, cellular component: plasma membrane. Gene Ontology annotation, molecular function: signaling receptor activity. The transcript has 6 exons. Gene Ontology annotation, biological process: immune response-regulating cell surface receptor signaling pathway. Bases 1226 to 2155 code for a protein of 309 amino acids. The record is from RefSeq and is a predicted model, not a curated record. NCBI's taxonomy places the organism in Eukaryota, Metazoa, Chordata, Actinopteri, Anabantiformes, Osphronemidae.